CAUAAUGUAGCAGCUCCAAGCACUGAAGCCACGAUGGGAAGACAACACAAGUAUAUCAUUGCCGACCCCAAGCCCCCGACUGAUUCUACAGAUGUCGAUCUCAAACUCAAAGAUGUGGAAGAAGGAGAGGUUGAAAAGAAACGCUACAUGUGCGGCGGUUUCUUUGGAUUCUCGUGUCUUGCGAUUGUGGCAUUUAUAAUUGGAGCUAUUCUGGUUGCCGGAAUUUCUGCAAUUGCAACACUGGGAGCGCUUGGAUAUUUGGACAUGAUGAAAGGUACCAUAAGACCAAAGCCAACAUACACCACAAAGACAGAAACGCCAACUGUUACGUCAGUGUAUAACGUCACAACACAAUCACCAAAUGUUACUAUAACAACAACGGAAUUACCAACAAAAACGGAGUUAACAACGGAGUUACCCGUUAUUACCUCUUCACUGUCACCCGUGACGACAUCCCAUUCGACGACUCCAAAAAUAACAACAGCUAUACCCUCUCUGGGAUACAAUUACUCCGAAGUACUCCACAAGUCUAUUUUGUUUUAUGAAGCUGAGAGAUCCGGUGAACUUCCACCAGACAACCGCAUACCCUACCGUCGAGAUUCCGCCAUGGAAGAUCAAGGUUUGAACGGCGAAGACCUAACGGGCGGAUGGUACGAUGCUGGAGACCAUUUGAAAUCUACGUUUUCCACAGCAUACGCUGUGUCCACACUCACUUGGGGAUUUCUAGCCUUCCCCGAUGGUUAUAGGGAAGCUGGCGAAUAUGACAGGUUCUUGGACUCAAUAAAAUGGCCUUUAGAUUGGUUAUUGAAAGCUCAUACGAUACCAGGAGAGGAACUAUAUGUACAGGUUGGCCUGCCAAGUGCUGACCACCGAUACUGGGGGCGUCCUGAAGAAAUGACAAUGGAUCGACCUGCUUAUAAAAUCGACGCUGAGAACCCUGGAUCUGACGUAGCCGGACAAACCGCUGCCGCAAUGGCUGCAGGGUAUUUGGCAUUUCGCGACUCAGAUCCUGACUAUGCCGACACACUCUUAAAUAACUCAAGAUUGUUGUAUACUUUCGCCAGUACAUACCGAGGUCGGUAUAGUGACGUUUUGGACACCGUUAUCUACACGUCGGGUGCAUACGGCGAUGAGCUAGCCUGGGCAGCCGUUUGGCUGCACCUAGCAACCGGCGAGCAGUCAUACCUCGACGACGCUAUGGAGUUCUACGAAGAAUUUGAAUUGUGGAAAAAUCCCAGACAUUUACUUCUUCUGUACAAUAUCACAAACGACGGACAGUACAGUUCUAAGUUUAAAAAGUGUAUGAAUAUGUGGCUUCCCGGUGGAGGAAUUAACCGAGUGUUCAAUGGCCAGCUUGCCGUGUACCUUGAUUGGGGCUCGUUGCGUUAUACAUCAACAAUGGCUUUUCUGGCGUUGGUGGCAGCAGACAUUGGAAUACGUCCUACAGCUUAUCGAGACUUCGCAAUCAGUCAAAUAAAUUUCAUGUUGGGCGAUGGAGGGCGUAGUUACGUUGUGGGAUUUGGUGAGAAUCCCCCACAAAGAGUACAUCACAGAGCCGCUUCCUGUCCAGACAUGCCCACGUCAUGUCGAUGGAAUUAUUUUGGUAGUAGUGAACCCAACCCACAGAUACUGUACGGGGCUCUUGCUGGUGGGCCAAAUAAGGCUGGAGUUUACCAGGACUCUCGGUCAUCUUAUGAAACAAACGAGGUUGCCAUAGAUUACAAUGCUGGCUUCCAGUCGGCCAUUGCCGGUAUGUUAAAUCUACAGGUUAUCGGUGUUGACACUUCAACGUAACUCGCUGUGGACAAGAACUAAGGGAAUGUGAACGCGCUAACGCGAAGACGCUGCCAAAUAAUUUUAACAAACAUUUUAACAUACCCGGAUGUUCAAUACUGAAAAAGUACUCAGAACUACUCAAGAAAAGAAACAAGUUCAAUGUACUGUUGUUCCUGAAAUUUCCAAGAACCGGGCAUUGUGGUUUCCACAAGGAUAAGAGC
Molecule: messenger RNA, 1997 nt
Organism: Saccoglossus kowalevskii
Lineage: Eukaryota; Metazoa; Hemichordata; Enteropneusta; Harrimaniidae
Biological process (GO): carbohydrate metabolic process
Molecular function (GO): hydrolase activity, hydrolyzing O-glycosyl compounds
Source: RefSeq, a predicted model, not a curated record